AUGACGAAGAUCAACACCUCCCUCCACUCCUCAAGGAGAAAGUCCCGUAAGGCUCAUUUCGAUGCCCCAUCCAGCGUCAGACGUACCAUCAUGAGCGCUCCUCUGAGCAAGGAACUCCGUGAGAAGUACAACGUCCGCUCCAUCCCAAUCAGAAAGGAUGAUGAGGUUACCAUCGUUCGUGGUUCCAACAAGGGCUCCGAGGGAAAGAUCACCUCCGUCUACCGUCUCAAGUACAUCGUCCACAUCGAGCGUGUCGUCAAGGAGAAGUCCUCUGGACAAUCCGUUCCCCUCGGUAUCCAUCCAUCCAAGGUCAUCAUCACCAAGUUGAAGUUGGACAAGGACCGUGAGAACAUCCUUGAGCGCAUCAAGGCUGGUCGUGAGAUCAAGGAGAAGUUGAAGAGCAAGGCAUAAAUCUGGCAUAUAAAAUUGGGUUGGGAUUGGCGUGCUUUCGAUGAGCGUUACGUGCAUUAAUCCCUGGCUUCUGCCAGCUGGAUGUGCUAGACAUAGUCAAAUGAAAAAUUAUGGC
Messenger RNA from Botrytis porri, 526 nucleotides. RefSeq lists its product as uncharacterized. Gene Ontology annotation, molecular function: structural constituent of ribosome; RNA binding. NCBI's taxonomy places the organism in Eukaryota, Fungi, Ascomycota, Leotiomycetes, Helotiales, Sclerotiniaceae. Gene Ontology annotation, cellular component: ribosome; cytosolic large ribosomal subunit. The record is from RefSeq and is a predicted model, not a curated record. The coding region runs from base 1 to 411 and encodes 136 amino acids. The transcript is spliced from 3 exons. Gene Ontology annotation, biological process: cytoplasmic translation; ribosomal large subunit biogenesis.